AUGUUGUCACAUUUACCAACUAUUUCUGUAUCCUUACAAAACCAUGAUUCUUCAUCCUCCACAAGAAUCGGAAGCACAAAAUCACCCAAAUCUCCAAAAUCUCCAUCAUCACCUCAUCACCCCUCUUCCGUUACUUCUCCUCUUCUCACAACAUCACCACUUAAUUCCAUAUUAUCGACAUGUAAAACUCUCUCUCCAACCACGACACCAUCAUCACCCAAAGAAUUGAAAAAUAAUUCGUCAUCAUUGCCAACUUCAUCUCCUAAAUUAUAUUUACAAAAUAUUUUAAAUUCCCAUCAUGAAGAGGAUGAAGAGGAGGAAGAAGAAGAAUCUUCAUGGAAUAUUCACAUCCGAGGAUUUUUACAUCGUUACAUUCCACAUCGAUCAUCUUUUCAUCGCGAUCAUCCUCACAACGAGGGUAGCGAACCUAAUGACACGCCGCCAUCUUGCUGUCAUCAUGAAUACAAUACAGAAAGUACAGAAAUAGCAACAAUUAAGGGAAUGGAUCAAACCAUUUUUCCAGUGUCAAGUAUACGGCGAGUCUUCGCUUUUGAAGAAUGUUCACUCUUAGUGGAUGAAAAUGAUCGAAUUUGUAUUUUUGGAAAUUUAGACGAUCGAUUUGAAUUUAAUUGUCACAAUUUAUCAAACAGAAGACGGAAUACUGAAAAGCCAUCUUCAUCUGUAACAUCACCACCUUCAUCUUACUCGACAACAAGUGUGACCACUGUCAAUCCAAGUAAUAAUCACUACACGGAACAGCAGCAGCAACAAACAAAAAGAAGGAAAAUGAUUUCAAUAUUUAACAAGAAAAACACAUCAAUGACCAUCACAGAUUCCGUAGAAACUCCUCCUUCCACAACAUCGACUCCAUCUACUUCAAGAUUUAAGCCGUCUGGAUCUUUAUUUGUAUCCAUGAGAGAAGACCUGAUUGACACGAGACCAAUGGCAAGAAAUAGCGGUCCUACUUUUCAAAUUUUCAAAAAGUGUUCACUUGGAAACACUUUGAAAAUUUCAUGUAUUGUACUCAAAUUUAAUUCAAUCAUGGAAACCAUUCAUGAAAUUGUACUAGGUUCCAAGAAACAUUUUUUCUUGUUGACAGAAAAUGGAAGAGUUUAUGCAAUGGGAGAAAAUGAGGAUGGAAGACUUGGACUUGGUGACGACAUUGAAUUUGUGGCAAGUGAGCCCAUGAUGGUCGAUUUAUAUAGUCACAAAAUUCGAAAAAUUGUUGCCAGUGAAUGUCACACCUUCUUUCUCACCUAUGACGGUGGAAUUUUUGCUUGUGGUAAAAAUUUGGGAUUUAAUGGCAUGUAUCUGGAUUUACCUGCGGCUAAUGUUUUUACACCACUUCGAUUGACACAACCUUCGAUCAGUGUUGACAAAAUGGUUGGAUUUGGGGAAUCGCUAUUGUUUUUAACUCAAGAAGAAAACGCCCUAUUUUCAUAUGGACUAAAUAUUGGAGGCAUGUUGGCAACUGGAAAUAAUUUAUCAAUCAUUGGAUGUCCAACACGAGCGUCGUACUUUUAUCAACAUAAUGAAAUUAUUGAUGAUGUGUUUGCAGUGAAUGGAAAUAGUAUAUUUGUCACACAGUCAAACAAGAUUUAUGUGUGUGGUAAGAGUGUGAGCACGGAAAAACCACUUUGUAUAUUCGAUAUUGGUUCUCUUGAAGUAUUAGAACAAUUUUCGAUUCGAAAAGUGGUCGACGGUGAUGGCUAUGGAAACAUUUUAUUAUUCCUAACGAAUGGACUCGAUUUAUACAGCUACUACUAUGAAUCGGCAUCAGAAAGACAUGUUUUUGAGAAGGUUUAUUUCAAUGUCACAGAUAUUUCUAGUUAUGGAAGAAACAUUGUCUUUAUUAGCAAUACCUUCUCACUCACAUACUGCGAUCUAACUGUAAAUAUUAACAGAGAAGCCAUGACCUUAAUGAAAAUAUUUAGCUCUGACGCUCUCUCUGACAACAAAAUCAUUGAAUGGACCAUUCGUGAAAAUGAUCUCUUUGACAAUGAGAAAGAUGCAGAGAGACCUUUGAAAUUAGUGGCCAAGUUUUGUAAUCAAUUUCAAAUCAACAGAAAAAAGAAGCAUCCAAGAAGAUAUGUCUCAUUUACAGAUUCUAUUGACUAUUUGGAUCAAUUCAUUGACACGAAAAAGAAUGAAACAAACGCCAAUUCCACUCUCAAGAAUAUUUGGCAUACCAUUGCUCUCUCCUUUAAUGAAUCUGAAAGUGCAAUUCUGAGAUAUCUCAUUGAACAAUUGAAGUUGGAACUACUACUCGAGAUAUUAGACGUACCUUUUUACUUGAGACAAAUUGAACGAGACAGUGACAUGCUGUCUUUUAUUAAGAAACAAAAAAAGUAUUCAUUAAUUGCCGACACGUACUUUACAUAUCACAAAGAAAAAGGAAACGAUCAUCAAUGGGACAAAAUAUUCUUUGAACAACAUGAAGAGGAUCUCCUGAAAUUGUUAACCAUUGCAUUCGAGUACAAGAUUCAAACAUUAUCAAGUGCCAUUUUCAAUUAUCUACGAUGGAAACUUCAAGCCAAUAGUCACACCUCUCCAAUAUCCAAAAUUGAAAAGUUAGAAUAUGCCUCAACGUUUAACCACUUGCAAAACAAUUUUAGUAUUUGGUUUUCGUUACAACGUAAGAAGAAUAUUGUUUUCAAAAAAAAGAAAACGAAACCAAUGGAUCACUUCUUGGCAACAGUAUUGAUGUUCAUUUGUCAAAAACUGAUGGAUUCUCUUCCACCACUCUCUGUGAAACAUACUGGAAAAACUUAUCGAAAUUUCCUCUCUCUGAAUAUGGAUCUUUCUCCCAUUCAAGUUGCAGAAUCACUUUCAAAGAUUAAGAGACUUAAAGAAGAUAUUACUGAACUGUUAAAUAAGAAGGGUCUCGUUCAAAAAGUAUCCAAGAAACGUCAUUUAGAAUUUCAAGAGAUUAUGAUUGAAUAUUGUAAGGGAAUUCGUUUCAACGAUCUUUUCAAUAGUUUAUGUGAACAAUCACAUGCCAUUCAUUUUCUCAUUCGAUAUUGUAUCUGUAAUUGUUUCACAGAAAAGCAAAAAUGGAUUAUUGAUGAAAACAAGACGACUUCUCAUAUUGCCAAUCGACGAGCAAAAAUUCAUUUACCAAAAGGAGAAGUUUUACUUCGUUCACAUCAUCAACAUGCAGAUAGUUUUGUAACAAGUGCUGCCACUCAUUUAAUGACUCUAGGAUUCAUGUUAGAUAAUAUUAAGGAAGAAUAUCAUGAAACGAAUCGUGAAUUGACGACAUUACAACCUUCGACGACAAAGACGUAUAAUUCAACCACUGAAGACUUUUAUGGAUUUCUUGAAGAAUUUUCCAAAGAUAGAAAAUUGCAAGAUGGAACCAAUAAUAUGACCAUAAUACCAACGAAACAACAAGAAGAAGAAGAAGAAGCAUCAUUGAAUGGAAAGCAUAGAAAUGUACAAGAUAGACUUGAACAAGAUACAAGGACUAUGAAAGAUUUUCCAACUGCUGUCAUGACACAAUCUUUAUUGUUGACAUCAUCAACGUACAAAGACGAAAGUGUUGUUCAUUCCUCUUCAACUAUGGAUACAACAAACAAUAGUUGCCAACAUGAUCAUUUUCAGGAAGAAUCAUUGUCCAAUAAUUCCCAUUCGUUGAGUCCAGAAUAUAUUUGUACAUCUUCAUCAUUGGAAUCUCCAAAUAAGAAUGUAUCCAUAGACAUUGCAACUAUACAGACACGUACCGACAGUAAUGAAACAAACGUGUCAACGUUGGAAAAGCCUCAAUCCUUGAUCAUGAUACCAUCCAACAACAACAACAACAAGACUUUUAAUCUUUCACCUGAAUAUUAUCAAGCUCUCGAAUAUGCACAAGAAUUAUUCUUUAUUCAAAAUAUGGCCAUCUUUAAAGUAAGACGAAUGGCCAAAGCCAAGUAUCCAACAUUGUCCAAUCAGGAAUUAUCCAAAAUGUACAUUGAAUUGGCAACUUCUCAUCUUGAAAAGAAGAAUUGA
Molecule: messenger RNA, 3990 nt
Organism: Naegleria lovaniensis
Lineage: Eukaryota; Heterolobosea; Eutetramitea; Acrasida; Naegleriidae
Exons: 3
Coding region: 1-3990 (1329 amino acids)
Source: RefSeq, a predicted model, not a curated record